AUGAAUUAUUUACGUUGUUCUCACGUGGCAUCUAUAUUAGCAAAUGGUUCCGUCUUAGUUGUUGGUGGAUACAAUGGUGUUUAUUUAGCUACUGCUGAAGUAUACAACCCUACAACAAAUACUUGGACAAAUACAGCUAAUAUGAGUUAUGCCCGACAGUCACCUACAAUAUCUAUAUUAUUAAAUGGAAAAAUAUUAGUUGCUGGUGGAUAUAAUGGUGGUUCGUUAAACGUUGCUGAAUUAUAUGAUCCAUCGUCAAGCACUUGGACAGUUACAGGUAGUAUGAAUUGUGUACGAAAUAGUCAUGCAGCAUCUGUAUUAGCCAAUGGAAAUGUAUUAGUUACGGGUGGAUGUAAUAGUAAUAGUUUUGCUGAACUAUAUAACCCAUCAACAGGAAAUUGGACAAUCACAGGAAAUAUGACUGCUAUACGCGCUUCUCAUACAAUAUCCACAUUAACAAAUGGAACAAUAUUAGUUGCUGGUGGUGUUUUUAGCAGCAAUAUUUAUUUAAAUAGUGCAGAAUUAUAUUAA
Messenger RNA from Adineta steineri, 531 nucleotides. The record is from the annotation of a GenBank genome assembly. NCBI's taxonomy places the organism in Eukaryota, Metazoa, Rotifera, Eurotatoria, Adinetida, Adinetidae.